AUGAAAAGAACAACAAAACCAGAGAAAAGUAAACAAGAAGAAACAAAUAAACUAAAUAAAUUGAAAGAAGAAAUAAGUAAAAGUGAAAAUGAUAUAAAAAUGAAGAAAAAUGAAUGUGUAAGAAUAAUAACUGAUUACGAUAUUGAAUUAAAAUUUCUUAAUGCAAAAAUACAGUACCAAACUGAUACAGACCAAAAUGAAUUACAAAUGUUAAAUGAUAAAAUGAGAGAAUACAAAGAACAAAUUAAAUAUUUAAACGAACAAAUAAAUAAAUUAAAUGAUAACGCAUUAUCUCCUUCUUUUAUUCAAUUGAAAGAAGAUGAAAGUGAAUUAGAGAAAGAAAUAGAAAAACUCAAAAAAGAAAAAUUAGAAAAAGAGCUUCAAAAAAAAGAAAAUAAAAAGUCCGUAAGAGAGAUUGAUAGAAACUAUGAAACUGUUGAAAAUGAAAAAUUUAAAAUAUCUCAAGAAAUUCAAAACACUAAACAAUGUGUAAUGAAACUUGAAAAUCUUAAAUUUAUUCAUUUUACUGUACAUGGAACAGUUGCUGUAUUUGGAAAUCAAUAUAUUGAUUUUGCUGAUGAAAAUAAUAUUGUAUUAAAUGGUCUUAAUGAUGAUCCUGGAACAUAUUGUUCAUUAUUCCUUGGUAUUGUUUAUUUUUCACAAUCAUUCUGUUUUUGGGUAUUAGGACAAUUCUCUUAUUGGCAAUAUAAACAAAUUCUUAAUAUUAUUGUUCAAAUAUUUAUUGGGGCAAUUUGUCUUGCAUUAAUUUAUCUACGAAAUGGAUGGGUGUUAUGUGUUUUAGCAAUUCCAAUUGGAAUCAUUUCUGGAUACGAUUUACAAUCAAAUGUUUUAUAUUCAAUCAAUGCUGGUCCUAAAAUUAAAGGUGUUAUUCUCGGUAUGAGUGAAUGUGUUGGUGAAUUAACAUGUUGUCUUUGUCCUUUGUUUGCUGGUUUGAUUGCAACACAAACAGAUGAUAGAAAAUGGGCAUUAUGGUUUGGAUUGAUAUUACAAUGUGUUGGAAUUGUGUUAUGUAUUAUUACACAAGCCAUAACCAUCAUUCUGGAACGAUUUGAUAAACAAAAAGAAAGUGACGAAAUCGAGUUAGGUAAUGAACAUCAAGAAUCUAAUCCAAUUGAAGACGUCGAUGUUGAUACUAAUUUAGUUCAUCAAAUUGAAAUAGAAGAUGGAAAUGUCUCUGAAUCUUCAGAACUUGAUAAAGAAGAAGACUCUGAUGAAAAGAGUCCUGAAGAGAAUGAAAACGUUCAACCCACUGGUACUCCAGAACAAAAACCUUCUAACGAAUAA
Messenger RNA from Entamoeba dispar SAW760, 1305 nucleotides. RefSeq lists its product as uncharacterized. The record is from RefSeq and is a predicted model, not a curated record. Bases 1 to 1305 code for a protein of 434 amino acids. The transcript has 4 exons. Lineage: Eukaryota; Evosea; Mastigamoebida; Endamoebidae.